AUGGGAAUGAGAAGCUCAUUUGUGGGCGAGGAGGACAAUGAGAAUUUGCACAAAGGUGAAGAAAUCCGACCAUUUCUGCUGAAAGCCAUCAAAGGAUCGAGGAUAGCCAUCAUAUUUCUCUCCAAAAAAUACGCGUCGUCAACAUUCUGUCUGGAUGACCUUGCAGAGAUUGUUGAGUGCUUCAAAGAAGGAGGUCGGUUGGUAUAUCCGGUGUUUUAUCAUGUGGAUCCAUCUGUGGUGAGACAUCAGAAAGGGACUUAUGGAAAAGAUUUGGCUCGUUUGAAGGAAAGAUUGGGAGACAGUAUUGAUGACAAGUUGCAGAAAUGGAAGGAGGCUUUGUCUCAAGUAGCUGACUUGACUGGCUGGCAUCUCCAACCCCGUGGGGGCAAUAUUGCAUUAUUUUCCAAAGUGAAAGGAAAAUAUUGCACAAAAAAUGAAUCUAAAGACCUGGACGCUCUUGGAUCUAAAAUUUAG
Prosopis cineraria is the source of this 474-nucleotide messenger RNA. RefSeq names its product disease resistance protein RPV1-like. The record is from RefSeq and is a predicted model, not a curated record. Gene Ontology annotation, biological process: signal transduction. The coding region runs from base 1 to 474 and encodes 157 amino acids. NCBI's taxonomy places the organism in Eukaryota, Viridiplantae, Streptophyta, Magnoliopsida, Fabales, Fabaceae. The transcript has 3 exons.